UAAGGAAGUCUCUGUUUCACUGCAAGGUCCAGCGGCCGACCUUGGCGUAUGGGUGUGGACUGGAUGCUACUGGUAUAUAAAGGUGUGGUCAGCCGAAUGUGAGGCACUUUACGGCAGCAAAGUCCACCACAAAACACACCAUGAAGCUCCUGGUGGUCCUCUCCGCUGUGGCCGCGUGCGCGCUGGCGAAGCCCGGUUUCGUGUCGCCGGUGGCGUACAACACGCUGGGCUACAGCCCGGUGGCCGGAGUGCUGGGCUACGGCGCGCUGCCGUACGCUGCCGCCUACCACGGCGUUGUAGCCGCCGCCCCCGCCGUCAGCGUCGUUGCGCCCGUGGGCCUGCGCACGCAGUACCACGCGCAGGACGAGCUGGGACAGGCCAGCUACGGCCACACGGAGCCCCUGCAGGCGCACGCCGCCGUGCAGGACGCGGCCGGCAACAAGAUCGGUAGCUACAGCUACGUGGCGCCCACCGGCGAGGUGGUGCGCGCCGACUACGUGGCCGACGCGCUCGGCUACCGCGUGGCCAGCAACGCGCUGCCCGUGGCGCCCGCGCCCGUCCACACCGCCGUCGCCGAUACCGCCGAGGUGGUGGCCGCGCGCGCCGCCCACCUGGCCGAGGUCGAGGCCGUCAAGUCGCGCUCCAAGCGCGGCAUCGCCCCCGUCGUCGCCCACGCCGUGGCCUACAGCGCGCCCGCCGUCGUCGCCGCCCCGGCAGUGACCUACGCCGCCCACGUCGCCGCCCCCGCGGUCGCCUACGCCGCCCCCGUCGCUGCCCCCGCCGUCGUCGCCGCCGCCCCCGCCGUGAGGACGGCGACCCUCACCACGGUGGUGAACAACCCCGGACACGCCGUCUCCUACAGGGUCGACUGAACCCGCUCCCCUACCCCGCCCCUCACUGACUUCUCGAUACCGGCUCUGCGUUGACUUACCUUCGACUUCAUUUGUGUGUAUGUGUGUGUUUUGGGUUUAAUAAAUAAUUAUACACUACAGUA
Molecule: messenger RNA, 994 nt
Organism: Schistocerca americana (American grasshopper)
Lineage: Eukaryota; Metazoa; Arthropoda; Insecta; Orthoptera; Acrididae
Product: cuticle protein 7-like
Exons: 2
Coding region: 141-872 (243 amino acids)
Cellular component (GO): chitin-based extracellular matrix
Molecular function (GO): structural constituent of chitin-based larval cuticle
Source: RefSeq, a predicted model, not a curated record